AUGGCGGGGCCGGCUCUGGCGUCCGGUCUCCCGCGCCUGAUGGGGUCCCUGACCGGCGCCGCGCGGCGGUUCACGAACAAGCCGAAUGGGGGUUCCGCAGCGGCGGUCGACAGCGCCAGCCCCUCGGCCCCCCACACCGACCUCUCCACGCCCGGCGCGUCCAACCCCGCGGCCGCCGGCGUCGCGCCCGGCUGGGCCCGCCCCCCCGUCGCCCCCGCUCGCCCGGGUGCCUUCAAGACCUUCUCCGGGUUCAGCGCAUCCGCGACCGGCAACGCGCCCGUCAGCCAGCACAUCCGCUCCAUGAAGUCGACCCCGCCCGACCGCCGCAGCCCGAUGCCCAGUGAGGCGACGUCCGCCGCGCACGCGCCCGAGGCUCCGCAGCACGUUGACGUCUCCAGGUACAUCCACGACACCUACACGCCGUACGACGGCGACGGUUCGUUCCUCGCGGGCGCGACCGCGGGUACCCUCAAGCAGUACGAGAUCGUCAGCCGCCUCCUCGCCGAGGAGAUCAAGAGGGGCGGGCUGCUCGAGGUGGACGAGCAGACCCCCUCGAACGUGUGUUCGCACCGCCCGGGGUACAUUGACAAGGAGUCCGAGGUCAUCGUGGGCCUCCAGACGGACAAGCCGUUCCGGCGCGCGAUCAAGCCGUUCGGCGGCUGGCGCACGGUCGACAGCGCGCUCAAGGCGUUCGGCAAGGAGCUGCCCGCGCACCUGCGGCAGAUCUUCACGGAGCUGCGGAAGACGCACAACGACGGCGUGUUCCAGGCGUACACGCCCGAGAUGCGCAAGUGCCGGAAGGCCGGCAUCCUGACGGGCCUGCCGGACGGGUACGGCCGCGGGCGCAUCAUCGGCGACUACCGCCGCGUGGCGCUGUACGGCGUGGACGCGCUCGUCGCGCAGAAGAAGUCCGACCUGCAGAACGUGCUCAUCGGCGUGAUGGACGAGCCCACGAUCCAGCUGCGCGAGGAGGUGCACGAGCAGAUCAAGGCCCUGGAGGACCUGAAGAAGAUGGCGGCCGAGUACGGCGACGACAUCUCGCGGCCCGCCGCGAACGCGCGCGAGGCCGUCCAGUGGACGUACUACGCCUACCUGGGCGCGGUCAAGCAGCAGGACGGCGCGGCGAUGUCGUUCGGGCGCGUGGACGCGUUCCUGGACACGUACAUCGAGCGCGACAUCGCCGCGGGCGCGAUCACGGAGGAGCAGGCGCAGGAGAUGAUCGACCAGCUUAUCCUCAAGCUGCGCAUCGUGCGCCACCUGCGCUCCCCGGACUACAACGCGCUCUUCUCGGGCGACCCCACGUGGGUGACGAUGGCGCUGGGCGGCACGGCCGAGGACGGCCGGCACAUGGUGACGCGCACGACGUACCGCAUCCUGCAGACGCUGCACAACCUCGGCCCGGCGCCGGAGCCCAACAUCACCGUGCUGUGGCACAAGGCCCUGCCGGAGAACUUCAAGCGCUUCUGCGCGAAGAGCAGCAUCGACACGUCGUGCAUCCAGUACGAGAACGACGGCGCGAUGACGGGCUUCUUCGGGAACGACUACGGCAUCUCGUGCUGCGUGUCGGCGAUGAGCGUCGGCAAGGACAUGCAGUUCUUCGGCGCGCGGUGCAACCUGCCGAAGCUGCUGCUGUACGCGAUCAACCAGGGGCGCGACGAGGUGACGGGCGUGCAGGUCGGCCCGAAGCUCGCGCCGUGCGCGGAGGAGGGCAAGCCGCUGGACUACGAGACGGUGCGGGCGCGGUUCGAGGAGUACAUGGAGUGGCUGUCGGGCGUGUACGUCAACACGAUGAACUGCAUCCACUACAUGCACGACAAGUACUCGUACGAGUCGGUCCAGAUGGCGCUGCACGACACGCACGUGCGCCGCUUCCUGGCCAUGGGCGCGGCGGGGGUGUCGGUGGUCGCCGACUCGCUCUCGGCGAUCAAGCACGCCAAGGUGUACCCGAUCAAGGACCCCGAGACGGGCCUCUUCGUCGACUACAAGGUCGAGGGCGACUUCCCGUGCUACGGCAACGACAACCAGACCGUCGACGGGCUGGCGCAGUGGGCGGUCUCGACCUUCUACGACAAGCUCGCGCAGCACAAGACGUACCGCGAGGCCAUCCCCACGCUCUCCGUCCUCACCAUCACCUCGAACGUCGUCUACGGCAAGAAGACCGGCAACACCCCCGACGGCCGCAAGAAGGGCGAGCCGUUCGCCCCGGGCGCCAACCCGCUCCACGGCCGCGACACCACGGGCGCGCUGGCCUCGCUCAACUCGGUCGCGUCGCUGCCGUACGAGAAGUGCCUCGACGGCAUCUCCAACACCUUCACCCUCGUCCCCGCCGUGCUCGGGAAGGAGGAGGCCACGCGCGAGUCGAUCCUGACGUCGAUCCUCGACGGCUACUUCGAGAAGGGCGGGCACCACAUCAACGUCAACGUGCUCAACCGCGAGAUGCUGAUGGACGCCAUGGACCACCCCGAGAAGUACCCCAACCUCACCAUCCGCGUGUCGGGGUACGCCGUGCACUUCGCCAAGCUCACGCGCGAGCAGCAGAUGGAGGUCAUCUCCCGCACGUUCCACGAGUCGAUCUGA
Molecule: messenger RNA, 2577 nt
Organism: Pedinophyceae sp. YPF-701
Lineage: Eukaryota; Viridiplantae; Chlorophyta; Pedinophyceae
Source: the annotation of a GenBank genome assembly